CUGAAAUCCUCAUACUGAAAUAAUCAAAGCUAAGGAUUGAAGACUAAUCAUUAUACUUGAUGAUACUUCAGAUGAAAUGGCAGAAGCUGUGUUAUAUGCCAUCAUCCUGGGAGCCAUCUCAGUAGCGACUGGUCAGCAAGUGGAUGUGGAGCCAGAGGUGUUUUCGUAUCCUGGCCAAACAGUCAACCUACGCUGUGCCUUCACUGAUGCCACUGGGAUUCAGCUCUCACAGGUCACAUGGACCUACGAGUCAAAGGAAGGGAACAGGAUCAACAUCGCUGUGUUUCAGCCCAACUUGGAUCCCCACUACCCCGACUCACCUGUGAAGGGCAGGGUCAGCUUCUCACCCAGUCCCCCAAACCUGGACAGCUCUUCCAUCCAGAUUAGUGAUGUUAGGAUGACUGAUGAGGGGAACUACAUCUGCUCAAUUUCUACCUUCCCAGCUGGCACCAUGCAGGGCACCACCUCUCUGGUCAUACUGGAGCGAGUCUCCAAAGUAACAGUAACUGCCAGCAGCACAGACCUGGUGGAGUUCAGCUCUGUCAGUCUGUUCUGCUCCUCCUCUGGAUCCUCCCUCUCUUUCCUCUGGCUGAACGGCAGCUCUGAGGUUACAGCCAGUGACAGAGUUCAGCUCACUGAUGGAAACACCACUCUCACUAUAGUCAGUGUGACCCGCUAUGACCAGGGACCAUUCAGGUGUCAUGUGUUCAAUGCAGUCAGUAAUGGCACCAGUGCUCCAGUAAACUUCUCCAUCAGCUUCGGCCCAGAAAAUAUCAAUUUAACAAAAUCCCCGUCACAGGAUUACUAUGUGGAAGGGUCAGGCAUCAGCCUGAUGUGCUCAGCUGUCUCCAGACCCGCUGCACUGUUUAACUGGUUCCUGAAUAGAGUCCCGCUGUCUGAUACUGGACGAGAGCUCAGACUUAUGAACAUUAAGGAGGAUCAGAGUGGGAACUACAGUUGUCAGGCCUUUAACAACAAAACUAUGAGAAAUGAAACAUGUCAACCUUCUGUCAUCUCUGUCCUAAAGCGAGUCUCCAAUGUAACAGUAACUGCCAGCAGCACAGACCCGGUGGAGUUCAGCUCUGUCAGUCUGUUCUGCUCCUCCUCUGGAUCCUCCCUCUCUUUCCUCUGGCUGAACGGCAGCUCUGAGGUUACAGCCAGUGACAGAGUUCAGCUCACUGAUGGAAACCCCACUCUCACUAUAGUCAGUGUGACCCGCUAUGACCAGGGACCAUUCAGGUGUCAUGUGUUCAAUCCCUUCAGUAAUGGCACCAGUGCUCCAGUAAACCUCUCCAUCAGCUUCGGCCCAGAAAAUAUGAAUUUAACAAAAUCCCCGUCACAGGAUUACUAUGUGGAAGGGACAAACAUCAGCCUGAUGUGCUCAGCUGUCUCCAGACCCGCUGCACUGUUUAACUGGUUCCUGAAUAGAGUCUCGCUGUCUGAUACUGGACGAGAGCUCAGACUUAUAAACAUUAAGGAGGAUCAGAGUGGGAACUACAGUUGUCAGGCCUUUAACAACAAAACUAUGAGAAAUGAAACAUCUCAACCUUCCGUCAUCUCUGUCCUAAAGCCAGUAGUGAAUGCCUCUGUCACAUCAUCAACAAACCAGCCAGUUGAGGGAAACACUUUCAACUUAACCUGUGAGGCUGCUGGCUCGGUCUUUGCCAGAAAGUGGAUGAAGGAUGGUGCAGAUCUGAUCCAGACUGAAAACAUGAUAUUUUACAAUGAGAACCGAGUGCUGUCUUUUCAGUUGCUAGAGAAAACAGACAAUGGAAAUUAUUCCUGUAACAUCAGCAACCCUCUCAGCAGUGUUGCAGCUGAAUACAUCAUGGUUGUUAACUGGAAACAUGGAUGUCUUUCAGCUGGUGCCAUUGCUGCCAUAGUAAUAACCAUAUGUUUCAUAGCUGCUGGUGGAGCUGCUGGAGGGUACUAUAUCUACAAAAACAAAAAUAAGAAAGAUCCCCCGCCACAUAACACAGCAGGUCUUUGCCAUGGAGCUGGUGUAGUCACUGUUGACUACCUUCGUGGAGCAGAGGGAGAGAGUGUGACCUUCACAACAUCUGUAAAACCGGCAGCUGAACCAUUUCUGGCACUGACUUGGAGCUUCAACGGUACCACCAACGUAAUAACCUCCACCAGUGCAGACGUAGUGGGACAAGGCUAUGAGAACAGGAUCACUCUGGAUAAAGCUACUGGGUCUCUGGUGCUGAGAAAUCUGACAGAGAAAGACAGCGGAGAAUAUGAAUUAAUCAUCAUCCCUCAGGGAGCAGAGCAGCUGCAAGGAACCGCUAAGCUGGAGGUGCUGACCAAAGUGUCGCGACCCACCAUAGCCUGCCCCACAGAGAAUUUAAUUGAAGGUAAAACCUCUGUGAAGCUAACCUGUGAUGCUGACGGCUCCCCAUCUACCAGAGUGUGGAUGAAAGACGGUAUACCUCUGGUUUCUGGGGACAGAUUCAGCUUCCAUGAUGGAAACAGAGUGCUGUUCAUCAACUCCGUCAACCGUACAGACACCGGAGAGUUCCUUUGUAACGUCAGCAAUGAUUUCAGUUUUGAAACAGCCAAAUGCAGCCUUAAGGUCUAUUACGGACCUGACAGACCAACAAUCGUUCAGACGCCAGUGGGAGCAGAACUUGAGGAGAGUGUCACCCUCAGCUGCUCUGCUGAUUCACUGCCAAGGGCAACUUUCUUCUGGAAGUUCAGACACAUGAAGUUUUACGGGCCUUUUCACUAUAUCCCUGAGAUGGAAGAGAAACACCAGGGGAUGUACACCUGCACUGCCCGUAAUGCUAUCACUGGUCUGGAAGCCUCUGAGAUGCACAUACUGCGUGGUAUUUGAGCUCUCUUUCUCUCUUCCAUAUGUCUUUUAUCUGUUUGUAGUGAUGUGUAUAAACAGAGAAGACAGAGUAAUGUUUUUUUCUUCUGAUUCAGACUCCUGUACUACCGUCAGUGUUUCAAUGUCCAUGAUGGUUUGCACUGUCCUGACCUCGGUGGGACUCAUUUUGGUCUAAAGACUGCAUUUUGUCUUUCUCUUUUAUGUUCACAUAAAGUAAUCCUAUGAAUGAUAGAUGACAAACCAGAGGUCCUUUGCAUUUGCUUUUGUCCCUGCAGUAUCUUUACCAUGUUCUUCAUUAAGAUACAGCUGUAACAUUCAUGACUUUUUAUUCUAUAUUGAAACAAAUAAAGUUUCCCUAAUUGCUACAAUGGCAUCUCUCAAUAAAGAGAACAAGUACAAUUAGUGCCCAGUGACUGUGGUCUCAUAGCUAUUAACAGAUUCAGCUUUAAUAAAUCAAUCUUGACACUACUUGACCUUUCAGGUGUUGUAUAAUGGACCUGACAUGCUUUGUUCUUGUGUCAUUCAACCUUCACAAGUAUGAUAAAGUGUUUAAUGUUCUUUAACACUGACUGAAGCCUGAUAACGUCUUAUCAUAUUG
This is a messenger RNA of Seriola aureovittata, 3431 nucleotides long. RefSeq names its product carcinoembryonic antigen-related cell adhesion molecule 5-like. The record is from RefSeq and is a predicted model, not a curated record. Bases 77 to 2836 code for a protein of 919 amino acids. The transcript has 13 exons. NCBI's taxonomy places the organism in Eukaryota, Metazoa, Chordata, Actinopteri, Carangiformes, Carangidae.